Molecule: messenger RNA, 1015 nt
Organism: Papaver somniferum (opium poppy)
Lineage: Eukaryota; Viridiplantae; Streptophyta; Magnoliopsida; Ranunculales; Papaveraceae
Product: GDSL esterase/lipase At2g04570-like
Exons: 4
Coding region: 1-951 (316 amino acids)
Molecular function (GO): hydrolase activity, acting on ester bonds
Source: RefSeq, a predicted model, not a curated record
AUGGCCUAUGAUAUUACUCUAAAAUGUUUAUUCGCCAUAUACUUCUUUUUAUUUUCAGCGGAAGAGGUUCGAGCAAAAAUUUCUGCUGUCAUUGCUUUUGGAGACUCAACAAUUGACGCAGGCAACAAUAAACUGAACCUAGCUAUCUUUAAAUGUAAUUUCAAGCCAUAUGGUCAAAACUUCAAAGGUGGCAAACCUACCGGUCGUUGGUCUAAUGGCAGAGUGUUUGCUGAUUUCAUAUCUGAUGCUUUGGGUAUCAAGUCGUCGAUACCGGCUUAUUUGGAUACAAAUUCUGGUAUAGAAGACUUCGCCACUGGUGUCACCUUUGGCUCUGGUGGAGCCGGAUAUGAUAACCUAACUUCAACAUUAGUAGGUGCUAUACCUCUAUGGAAGCAAUUGGAAUUUUUCAAAGAGUACAAGGAGAAGUUAACUAAUUUUCAAGGAGAAGAGAAAGCAGCCAAGAUAAUACGUGAAGCAUUGUAUAUAGUAAGUAUAGGGACAAAUGAUUUUAUGUUUAAUUACCUCACUGUUCCUAUACGGCCGCUACAAUUCAACAUUGUUAAUUUUGAAAUUCUUCUCGCCGAAAAUGAUGGUAAAUUCAUCAAGGAUCUUUACAAUUUGGGUGCUCGAAAAAUAGCACUAGGUGGGACAAUUCCUAUGGGUUGCUUGCCAUUCGCAAGAAAUCUGAAUAUCCAACUGGUGUAUGCCGAUGGUUAUACUCCUUUGGCACAAAUGGUUCAAACACCAUCUAAAUACGGGUUCGAGGAAGUGAAAGUUGGAUGUUGCGGGACGGGAAAAUUUGAGAUAGACCAACUGUGUACGCUAGCAAUGGCAUUGUUAUGUAAAGAUCCUACUAAAUACAUGUAUUGGGAUGCAAUACACUUAACAGAUACGGCAAAUGGUUUACUUGCGGAUAGCUUAUUGAAGACAAGCCUAGCUAAAUUAAUCUGAAUCACGCGACCAUUAAAUGAUGUAUUCCCUAAUCAACACUUAUUUAUAUCAAGUAUAAAUAACC